Messenger RNA from Vicia faba (fava bean), 798 nucleotides. The record is from the annotation of a GenBank genome assembly. Lineage: Eukaryota; Viridiplantae; Streptophyta; Magnoliopsida; Fabales; Fabaceae.
AUGUUUAGCAGUAGAGCAAGGUGGUUGCACUUCGUUGUGCAAUCCAAACUUUUUCCAACAACAUCAUUAUGCAACAAAUCUGCUCAGAGAAGUUUCUUUUGUACUUCGGCGAAGAACGGUAACAACAUCAACAACAAGGACAUCAUCACUGAUGAAAGGUAUCGGCAGCUCGAAAAUCUCGACAUGAUGACUGCCAUUAAGAUUCUUUUCACUGAUCCCCCAAAGAAGAGAAAGUUUGGGUUUGAUUUUCAUCUUGUGCAAUUUUUCUUUGCCUGCAUGCCUUCCUUGGCGGUAUAUUUGGUGGCACAGUAUGCUCGUUAUGAAAUAAGAACAAUGGAAGCAGACGUGGAGCAGAAACGGAAGAAAAAGGUAGAAGAAGCAGCAAAGGAAAUAGAAAAAGAAUUGGAACUAAAUCCUCCCGAGGAAAAUGAAGCAAAUCUGCAGCUGUUAGAGGUGAACGAGAGACUUGACAAACUUGAAAAGACUGUAAAGGAGAUUUCUGUUGAAACAACGAAGAAGCAAUCACGCAGUAACAUAGACUCAAAUCAGGUAACGGGUGAUGAUAAAGAACUCCUAAAUAGUUCUGCACCAAUGAACACUAGUGGCAAGGAUAAUUCAAAGUCAGAAUUAGGCAAGGAUAAUUCAAAAUCAGAAUUAGGCAAGGAUAAUUCAAAAUCAGAAUUAGGUAAGGAUAAUUCAAAAUCAGAAUUAGGUGAAGAAAGUAAGGGUUUAGUGGCAACUCCAAAUUCUUCUCUUCAGAAUCCAACAAGCCAGAAUCAAAGCGGAAGAGCUUCUUAA